Molecule: messenger RNA, 1860 nt
Organism: Gastrolobium bilobum
Lineage: Eukaryota; Viridiplantae; Streptophyta; Magnoliopsida; Fabales; Fabaceae
Product: carbon catabolite repressor protein 4 homolog 4
Exons: 10
Coding region: 46-1206 (386 amino acids)
Molecular function (GO): poly(A)-specific ribonuclease activity
Source: RefSeq, a predicted model, not a curated record
CAUUGUUGAGGUCAAGGUGCAAAUUUAUAGAAGAAAGAGAUAAAUAUGCUAAGAGCUGUAGCAGCGGUUCCUCGUACACCCUAUUUCACUAGCGUUUUGAGGAAGAUGAGUUCCUCAACAUCACCAGCAUGUCCUAAGUUCGUUUCCGUAGAAGGCUCUGAUAUACAUCGCAUAAAUAAACCUGAUGGCUUCAGAUUCAGUCUUGUCUCAUAUAACAUAUUGGCUCAGACUUAUGUGAAGAGCUCUUUGUUCCCACAUUCUCCUUCCUCGUGUCUGAGGUGGAAGCCUCGUUCAAGUGCAAUUUUAGAAGUUCUCAAGAACUUGGGAGCUGAUUUUUUCUGCCUACAGGAAGUUGACGAGUUUGAUAGCUAUUACAAAGGAAGCAUGCUGGAAUUAGGGUAUUCUUCUAUUUAUAUUAAGAGAACUGGAAAGAAGCAUGAUGGUUGUGGAUUAUUUUACAAGCAUGACCGUGCAGAGAUGGUCUUAGAGGAGAAAAUAGAAUACAAUGAUCUUGUAAAGUCAAUUCAAGAUGGGAACUCUUCAAAUGAUGAUGAACACAGCAAUGUCCAGACAGAUAAACAAAAGGAUGUUGCACCCACAAAUGGACCUAAAUCGAAUACAGAAGAUCGUGGAGAUCCCAAUGAUCCUUGUGUGAGACUCAAGCGUCACUGUGUUGGAAUUUUGGCAGCAUUCAAACUCAAAGAUCCCUUUUGUCAUGUUGUUAUUGUGGCCAACACACAUAUUUAUUGGGAUCCUGAAUGGGCUGAUGUCAAGUUGGCGCAAGCUAAAUAUCUUCUAUCUCGCUUAGCACAAUUCAAAAAGCUGGUAUCAGAUAGAUAUGAAUGCAUACCUGAAGUCAUUGUGGCUGGUGACUUCAAUUCUACGCCAGGAGAUAUGGUUUAUAAGUACCUCAUAUCAGGCAAUCCGUCAUCAGAAUUGAUGUCUGACUCUUUAGAGGAGCCUCCUAUUCCCUUAUGCAGUGUAUAUGCUUCUACGAGAGGAGAGCCACCAUUUACAAACUACACACCUGGCUUCACUGGAACACUUGACUAUAUAUUAUUUUGCCCCUCUGACUGCAUUAAACCUGUUGCUUUUCUUGAGCUUCCAGACCCCAAUGCAGCUGAUAUUGUUGGUGGACUGCCAAACUUCAGUCAUCCAAGUGAUCAUCUACCAAUUGGGGCUCAAUUUGAAAUUAUCAAGGAAUAAAUGUUCUUGUAUGCCAAGUGCUAUUUGAGUUGUCAGUUGUUCAUGUUCCAUCUCCUUUCCCCUUUCCGAAUCUUGAAGUAAGAUGAAAGCAAGGCUCUGGAAACAAUUGUACAGUGAAUAACGUCAUUAAAUCAACACAGCCACCUGGCAAGAAGGCAAAAAGCAAACACUUUGAAGGAGAUUUUGUUUUAUGAUGAAAAUUUCAUAGUGUGAAGAACCUCAACACAUAGGUUUGACUUCUUACUCCCUAAUAAAAUUGCAGCUGAAUCUUUUUAAGAAAGAACGUGGUUACAUUUGUAUAUUUGACAGUUUAAUUUUUUUUUUUAUUCUCAUAUUUUGGUAAGCAUAUAUCUCAUUUUAGACAAUUUACUCUGUUAUGUAUUAUUGUUGUAGAGAAAAAAUUUUGGGGAGUAAAUCAAUGUUGCCAAUCUUCUCUGUUGAUAUUGAAGUUAAAGUUAUAAAUUCUGCUUAUUAGAUAAUAUCUGUCCUUGCAUGCCAUUAUAACUUACAGGGCCCUUUAGUAUUAUUACCGUAAUCUUUUUCUGUUCGUUAUUAUUGUUUUUUUAUGCUUGUAAUAUAAGUUCUAGAACCGACCAUUUGAUCCAGAAAGUUGAUGAUCAUCAUGAUAGUGAUAUUACUGGAUGGCCGUAUGAU